UUGUAGGAUUACGUUUUGUUUCCCCACCCGAUCCGGAAGUCAAAAUUAAAUCCACAAGCCAUGCUCAUCCGUGUGGUCAAGGAUUUGAUGCGGUUAUCCAACCUUCGAAAUCUUGGCACUCCUGUUCGGACCUUUUACGGCUCCGCAUUGCUAGCCCAGAAGAAGGGCAGACAAGAAACGUGCCCGGAGAGCGGUGAGUCCGACUGCAGUGAGGUCGAUGACAGCCCACCUCAGUUUUCAGCCUGUGCGAACAAACGCAAUCUGGAGUCUGGUCAUGCUAAGGACUCCAAGAAGCCGCCGCCUGCUUUCAAGGACACGUGGGACACAUAUAAGGGCAAGCAGUAUGUAAAACCAGUGGUGGAGUGGGACUUUCCCAAGGAGAUCUGCUGCCCGCAGUGUGAAGCCUUUCGCUUCGAUGUGCUCUACUAUAAGCCGGGGAAUAAAAAUCGCACCUAUCAGCGCACCUGGUGGGAAUGCACGCCACGUAUGGUGCCCAAAAGGGUCUGCUGUUGGUGCGAUGCCGUACCGCCGCACACCGAACGUCGGAUGCAAACGAAAGCCCAGACCCAGGAGAAACCCCAAGCAAAGAUUGCCUGCACCGCGGGACAUGAGAAGAAGCGCAUGGAUCGCCUUGACAAGAGCUGUCCUCAGCUAAGGAUGCCAUACUGUCGGGUAUCUCGCAGUCCGCCGAGUUGCAAAAUAUUCCCAACUCCCUCCGAUUGCGAAAAGACCAAGUGCCCGUUCCCCAGCUACUCCGAGUGCAUCCAGCAGGAUCCGGCCGUGAUACCCGGCCGUCCCCCAGAGUGCAGAUGCCUGGAGUUUAAUCCUAUUUGCGUCCAACUACGGUGGGCCAGGCAUAUGGCCAAGCACAACAUUAGCAUCUUUCCCUGUGAUCGCGGAAAGGACGAGAAGGAUAAGAAGGACACGUAGUUGUCGCCACCUGUUGUGAUCCCUGUUUGAAUCUCUGCUGCAGCAAAUUUCAAACUGCAGCAGAGAUUUACAC
Messenger RNA from Drosophila serrata, 1003 nucleotides. RefSeq names its product hug-bell (gene hubl). NCBI's taxonomy places the organism in Eukaryota, Metazoa, Arthropoda, Insecta, Diptera, Drosophilidae. The record is from RefSeq and is a predicted model, not a curated record.